Molecule: messenger RNA, 1135 nt
Organism: Ruditapes philippinarum (Manila clam)
Lineage: Eukaryota; Metazoa; Mollusca; Bivalvia; Venerida; Veneridae
Product: LDL receptor repeat-containing protein egg-1-like
Exons: 6
Cellular component (GO): plasma membrane
Molecular function (GO): protein binding
Source: RefSeq, a predicted model, not a curated record
UUUAUUUAAAUUUCAUUUCCAACUUAACCAGUAGGUAAACAAUCCGUAGGCGACCCUGUUCAGCAUUUUUUGUAAAUUGUUUUAAGCCAGAUUCAUAAGUAGAACAGAGAAACUAGAGCUAAAAUGUUCAUUCUUUAAUAGCCCUCUUCUCUAAAAGGCAAAUCAAAUGCUUUCCUUACUAACCAAUAACUUCCUAAGCUUCAUGCGGCAUUUCAACUUCAGUACCAACAUUUCAUUUUUAACAACAAGGAUUCAUUCAUUCAUUAAGAGCCAGUUAAGUCAGGUGAACGAUAUUUUGGCCAUCAUGAGUCAAAUGCUUCAAAUGGUGUUUAAUUUAAGAUCACGAUCUCGCAAUUAUUGGCAAUGCAAUGAUGCAAUCUAAUUUACCCAAACGACUCAAACCAGAGGCAUACUUCACCUGUGAACAUAGUAAAGAGUUGAUAUCUACAUUAGCAAAAUGUGAUAACGUCAUAGAUUGUCUUGAUGCUUCAGACGAAGUAACUUGUCCUAACGGAUGUGAUGACAACGAAUUCUCUUGUGGUGGCGGACAUUGUAUAAAAUUUAGUCUAGUGUGCGAUUUUAUAUCCGACUGUGCGGACGGUACAGAUGAAACAUGUGAUUUCCAAAAGUGUGAUGAAAAUGAAUUUCGUUGUGACAAUAAACAGUGCAUUCCAUCAGAAAAACGAUGUAAUUCUAAACCUGACUGUUUGGAUAAAAGCGACGAAGAAAACUGUGAGUCCUGCACAAAUUCAUUUCUGUGUGCUGAUGAGUUCAAAUGUAUUCCUCUUCGUUUGACAUGUGAUCGGUACCCUGACUGUACAGACAGCAGUGAUGAAUUAACUUGCCAUUUGAAAAUUCCAACAUCUGAUGACAUGAGGGAUGAUUAUGUUUCUCUUGCAGGUAGGGAAGGUUUCAGUUUGGAUUUACAAUCAAUAGAAUAUGAAUCUGGAAGAAUAACUGUUUUCGGAUACGGAAGUAUGGUUUACAAAGAAUGUUUGAGGAAGGGCUAUUCAUGUAUAAGAAGAAUGAAAUAUGAUUGUCAACUAAGAUUCCAUGAGGCGGCUGUUGUUGACAAUUUAAAUAAUGAAUUUGCUUAUCCGUUUUGUUACUGCAGAGAAAGGGUACAUACAGAAAG